This is a messenger RNA of Xiphophorus hellerii (green swordtail), 1562 nucleotides long. RefSeq names its product melanin-concentrating hormone receptor 1-like. Gene Ontology annotation, cellular component: plasma membrane; neuron projection. Bases 319 to 1389 code for a protein of 356 amino acids. Gene Ontology annotation, biological process: neuropeptide signaling pathway. Gene Ontology annotation, molecular function: neuropeptide binding; melanin-concentrating hormone receptor activity. The record is from RefSeq and is a predicted model, not a curated record. The transcript has 2 exons. Lineage: Eukaryota; Metazoa; Chordata; Actinopteri; Cyprinodontiformes; Poeciliidae.
CAUGGGAGUCUCUUUAACAUUAGAGACUUAUUAAAUCCAUGCAGCGAGCUCAGAGCAGAGCGGAGUCAGACUCUCUGAAGCUGCUCAUCGAUGGGAUGCAUUUUCAAUCCAUAUCUGUGAGAGAAGCGCGCACCGGAGCGCACGCACCCCGCACACCACGUUCAGACUGGGAAAGCUUCCACAGACACAUCUGGAAUCAGGACCAGAAAGGAUUUCCGCUGCGGUCCGGUUCAGGUCCAUUUACCUGAGAAAUAGUCAGUUUUACAAGAGAAAGACGAAGAGAAAACAAAAUCCUUGCUUGAGGUUACAUUUUAACUAAUGGAUUUCUUGAACGUUUCUUAUUUUUCUAGGGGAGACUCAAAUUUAACAAGAGCUGAAGAUGAUGCCCCUCACUGCGGUGCCAGUCUGCCUGUCAUCUUUGGAAUCAUCUGUUUCCUGGGCAUCAUCGGGAACUGCAUCGUCAUUUACACAAUUCUGAAGAAGACAAAGUGUCGUGCCAAGCAAACAGUCCCAGACAUAUUCAUCUUAAACUUGUCAAUCGUCGAUCUCCUGUUUCUUCUUGGCAUGCCGUUCCUCAUCCACCAGUUGCUGGGCAACGGUACGUGGCACUUCGGUGCGGCCAUGUGCACUGUCAUCACUGCCCUCGACUCCAACAGCCAGAUUGUCAGCACUUACAUCCUCACUGCAAUGACCCUUGACCGCUACUUGGCGACUGUUCACCCGAUCCGCUUCAACCACAUCCGAACACCAUAUGUAGCUGUACUGGUCAUCGGACUGGUGUGGGUACUGUCCAUGUUCACAAUCAUCCCUGUGUGGAUGUACACUGGUCUGAUGCCUCUGCCGGAUGGACUGGUUGCUUGUGCUCUCCUUCUCCCAGAUUUGGUCAAUGACACGUACUGGUUUACACUUUAUCAGUUUUUCUUGGCUUUUGCAAUCCCUUUGGUCAUCAUCUGCCUGGUGUUCUUCAAGAUCCUACAACACAUGUCCGCCAGCGUGGCACCGCUGCCCCCACGCAGUUUAAGAGUGCGGACCAGGAAGGUGACCCGGAUGGCGGUGGCCAUCUGCCUCGCUUUCUUUACCUGCUGGGCUCCUUACUACAUCCUGCAGCUCAUCCAUCUCGGGGUGCAGAACCCAAGCAUAGCUUUCUCAUAUGCGUAUAACAUCGCCAUCAGCAUGGGUUACGCAAACAGCUGCAUCAACCCAUUUCUCUACAUUGUUCUCAGUGAGACCUUCAAGAGACAUUUCCUCCGGGCGGUGCGGCCAAUCAACAGGAAGUUCAGAGUAAACCCGAGCACCACAGACAGUGUUAGCAUGAGGAUUGUACCAGAAGGGGCUCAGCAGGAGCAGGCCUCCAGGGAGAUGUUGCCCUCCAAUGAUCCCCCACAGUGAUAAGUCUGUAAAUAUCACUGAUAAAUCUGUUUAAUCCCAGAUUUUUCCUGUCAAAAUAGGGGCUUGCUCGACAACUGUUAGUGGGGAAAAGCAUUGUCUAAAUGUACUCAUUUUUUGUUCAAUUUGAUCUAUAUUCACAUGAAAGAAAACGAAAAAAAAAAGAAAAUACAGAA